AAAGUAAUUGUCAAAUUUGAAUUCUAGCGGUUUGUGGUUUUUCAAAGUUUUAAACAAACUAAAUACAAGUAUGAAAAUGAAUGGGGAAUUAAACAAGGAAAAAUCAAAUUUGUUCUUGAAAUUGGAUCAGACAGAUAAACAAGAACAACAAGCAUUAGGUAAUAUUAAUACAGAAAUUCUUACAAAAUUGAAUAUAUCUCUUGAUGCAUUACCACAGAAAUGUCAAGAAAUUAUAUUAAAAGUUGCAAAAGAACAAACUGAAUUAGGUAUAGACAAUUUGGACCCAAUAUCCAUAUCAUUAAAUCAAUCUAAACAAAUAUCUAAAAAUUUAAAUGAAGAAUAUGAAAUAUUGAAAUUGAAACUUAAAGAUAAAGAGUUACAAGUCAAAAUAGAUCGUAACCAAAGAUUCAUGGAUGAUCUGAAGAGGGAAUUGGAAAGUUCAAUAGAAUCAUUAUCCAAACAAUCUCCUAACCCUGAUAAUAUACAGGAAUGUGUAAAACAAAUGAAGCAGAAAGUUGCCUCAUAUGAAGAGAGUUACAAAAAGGCUAUGAUGAAGUUCUCAAAGCUGUCAGUACCAGAUUCAGUACUGCCGAGAUCCCUGCAGACGCAGUUGGCCACUUUGGCCAGUUUACGAGAAGAAGAGGCUAUGUGGCGGCAGCGGGCGGAUGAUGUUCUGUUCACUAGACAAGCGAGAGACGCAUUUAGGAGACGGAAAUGAUAUUAAAUUUGAAUAUAAGCUUACUAAUAUUAAAAACUACCUUUCGCCCGUGAUUCCGUCCGCGUGAAUUAAA
Messenger RNA from Papilio polytes (common Mormon), 791 nucleotides. RefSeq lists its product as uncharacterized. The coding region runs from base 71 to 718 and encodes 215 amino acids. The record is from RefSeq and is a predicted model, not a curated record. The transcript has 3 exons. NCBI's taxonomy places the organism in Eukaryota, Metazoa, Arthropoda, Insecta, Lepidoptera, Papilionidae.